Molecule: messenger RNA, 2902 nt
Organism: Daucus carota subsp. sativus
Lineage: Eukaryota; Viridiplantae; Streptophyta; Magnoliopsida; Apiales; Apiaceae
Product: heat shock 70 kDa protein 16
Exons: 10
Coding region: 193-2517 (774 amino acids)
Biological process (GO): protein folding
Cellular component (GO): nucleus; cytosol
Molecular function (GO): ATP-dependent protein folding chaperone; ATP binding
Source: RefSeq, a predicted model, not a curated record
CUACAUUUCCUUUAAUUAUUAAUAACUUCAUAUGUGAUUUACAGCUUGGUAACACAAAACAAAAGUGUGAUUACACACAACUUAUUUCAAAGUGGACUCAACUGAAUUCAAUCCAAUCUCUAGGGUUUAUUAAUCGAUCCUCUCUUUCGAACUAAAGGUGCUAAAUUGUUCAUAUAUAGUAGGAUUAUUGAAAUGAGUGUGGUAGGUUUUGAUAUUGGCAAUGAGAAUUGUGUGAUUGGUUAUGCUAAGCAUCGCGGAAUUGAUGUUUUGCUUAAUGAGGAGUCGAAUAGGGAGACACCGGGUGUUGUGUCGUUUGGUGAGAAGCAAAGGUUCAUAGGGUUGGCGGGAGCUGCUUCCGCUACGAUGAACCCUAAAUCGACUAUUUCUCAGGUUAAGAGGUUGGUUGGGGUGAGGUUUAAGGAGGUUGAGGAGGAAUUAGGUUUGUUGCCGUUUGAGACUAGUGAGGGGGGUGAUGGCGGGGUUUUGAUUCACGUGAGGUAUAUGGGUGAGAGAUGGAUUUUUACGCCUGUUCAGAUAAUGGCGAUGUUGUUUGCACAUUUGAAGCAGAUGGCGGAGAAGAGUCUUGAGAUGCGUGUGGAGGAAUGUGUUAUUGGGAUUCCGUCGUAUUUUACAGACUUGCAGAGACGGGCGUAUUUGGAUGCGGCGGAGAUUGCGGGAUUGCAUCCGUUGAGGUUGAUGCAUGACUGUACAGCUACUGCUUUAGGGUAUGGGAUUUAUAGGACUGAGUAUCCUAGCCAGGGACCGAGUAAUGUUGUGUUUGUUGAUAUUGGUCACUGUGACACACAGGUUACUGUUGCCGCAUUUGAAUCUGGAUAUAUGAAGAUAUUGUCUCACUCGUAUGAUAAAAAUUUGGGAGGGCGAAAUUUUGAUGACGUUUUGUUCAAAUAUUUUGCGAUGCAGUUCAAAGAGGGUUAUGAUAUAGAUGUUUAUUCAAAUACUAGGGCCUCUGUAAGGCUGAGGGUAGCAUGCGAAAAACUAAAGAAGGUAUUGAGUGCAAAUCCAGAAGCACCCCUUAAUAUUGAAUGCCUGAUGGAUGAGAAAGAUGUCAAGGGAUUCAUCAAGAGAGAGGAUUUCGAAAAGCUUUCUUCAGACUUGUUUGAAAGGAUUAGCAUUCCCUGUCGUCAGGCUUUGGUUGACUCUGGUCUGACUGUGGAUAAGAUUCAUUCUGUGGAGCUUGUUGGGUCUGGAUCUAGAAUACCAGCUGUUAAACAUAUUUUAGCUUCUAUAUUCAGGACAGAACCCAGACGGAGUCUGAAUGCAAGUGAGUGUGUGGCUCGUGGCUGUGCCCUUCAGUGUGCAAUGCUUAGUCCGGUACUCCGUGUUAAAGAGUAUGAGGUGCAGGACAUCUUUCCAUUUUCUAUAGGUCUUUCAACAGAUGAAGGUCCAAUCAACACUGUAUCAAGAAGUUUGUUGUUCCCAAAAGGCCAUCUAUUUCCAAGUGUAAAGAUCAUUACGCUGCAUAGAAGUAAUACAUUCCACCUGGAAGCCUUUUACGCUGGUCAAAAUGAAUUACCUUCUGGUAUAUCACCUAAAAUCAGCAAUGUUACUAUUGGUCCACUUGAAGUGAAUGAUGCAGAAAGAGCUAAGGUUAAAGUCAAAGUUCAGCUAAACCUUCAUGGCAUUGUUAAUAUUGAGUCGGCCACUCUUAUAGAAAAUUGCGGGGACACUUUUACUGCUAAGGCCAAGGCUCAUUCGACUGUGGAACACAUAGAGGAUGACAAUCAUGUUUCCUCUGAUGUGGCAAAUGGUGCAAAUGAUUCUAACAGCGCAGAGUCCAACCCCUCAAGAAAGCACACUGCUGAUACGAGGAAGAGACAAAUUGGUAGGCAGGAUAUACCAGUUAGUGAGAGUGUCAAUUGUGGAAUGACGAGGGCUGAACUCUCAGAAGCUCAAGAGAAGGAACUCCUGUUGACUCAGCAAGACAUAAAGAUGGAGCAAACUCAGGAAAAGAAAAACUACCUUGAGUCUUACGUCUAUGAGACACGUACUAAGCUUUCUAAUACAUAUGGGAGCUUUGCCACUGAAUCUGAGAGAGAAGGGAUCUCUAUGAUAUUACAACAGACCGAGGAUUGGCUUUACGAGGAUGGAGAUGAUGAAUCUGAAAGUGUCUAUACAGAGAAACUAGCAGAUCUAAGAAAGUUAGUAGAUCCUAUUGAAAGCCGAUAUAAAGAUGAAGAGGCCCGAGUUCAAGAGACAAGUAGGUUAUUAAAUUGCAUUGAAGACUACCAGAAGGUUGCAACAUCACUUUCCUCUAAUCAGAGAGAAGCGGUUGUGGCUGAAUGUAACAAGGCAAGACAAUGGUUGUUGGAUAGAAAACAGCAGCAGGAUUUGAUGCCUACAAAUGUUGAUCCAGUUUUAUGGUCAAGUGAAAUCAAGAAAAAAACAGAUACUCUUGAUGCGAUGUGCAAGCAUAUAAUGAGGUCAAAGGCUUCAGCUACAACACCGGAUGAUAUAAUGGAUGGGAACAAAGAGGAUGAUAACAUGUCAGUAGAUUAAUUGUACAUACAUUUAGAUAUGUGGCACGGCGCAAUUACCAGAAGUUACUUGAUUUAUUGGGCUACUAGUACUGGGCAAUGAUACAAAUGAUUAAAAAUGAUCUUUGGAUCAUCAAAGUAGCUUAGUACCCAAAUUACAGAGAGGACCACUUGGUUAUUAUACCUCUUUUUUUUUUCAGGUCACUUUUUCUUUUUUUGAAGUGAGGUCAUGUCAAAAAAUUUCUGUAAAACUUGCUUCUAAUAACUUGAUCCCCGUCAGCUUCAAUAGCAUCAUAAAACUGAGAAUCCAGAGCUCGUCUCGUAAAGAAUUUCUGUAAACAACACUACAUUUUCCGCCAGUGUUACUUUUUCGACUAAUGUUCAAAUGAUCAGUAACUUGUUGCAAA